AUGGACGCCUCCUCCCUCCGCAUCUCCAAGUUCGAUGGAACUAACUUCCACGCCUGGAAGUUCAAGAUGCAGAUGGUGCUGGAGGAACGGGACCUAUGGGAGGUCGUCAGCGGUGAGAUCAAGGCGGAACAGUGCGAGACUCAGUUGGACCAAGCGACGUACAAGAGGAAGUCAAGAAAGGCGAUGGCAGUGAUCUUUCUAGCCAUGGAAGAUUCCCAGCUACCGUUGGUCCGGUCGGCAAGUGGUGCAUGCGACGCAUGGUCAAGGUUGGAAGACCACUUCGAGAAGAAGAGUCUUGCCAACAAGCUGUUCUUGCGCCGUCGCUUCUUCACGACAAUGAUGGAAGAAGGCGACGAUGUGCUCGAACACAUCAACAAGCUCAAGACGCUGGCGGAACAGCUAGAAGCGGUGGGGGGCUCCACUUUGGAGUCGCGCUCAGACACUCUUAGCUGGGAGCUCGUGACGUCUCGACUGCUUCAUGAAGAAAUGAAGCGGAAGGAGCAAGGAAGUAAAGGUGAUGAAGCUUCGCAAGGUCAAGCGUUCAUCACAAGGGACAAUCAGCGCAAAGGGCGACCAGUGAAGAAGUCCUGGCCGUGCCACAAUUGCGGAAAGAUUGGUCACUGGAUGGCGGAGUGCCCCUCGCGCAUCCAAGAAAACACGGAGAGACACCGGCCACAGCGUGCUCAAGACAGCGGCGACCGCUAUCGAUCACAACGUGCAAACGUCGCUCAAGAAGAAGACUCGGGCGACUACCUCUUUUCGAUCGGUGAAACGACAUCUGCGAAAUCGAGCGACAUCUGGCUGGUCGACUCCGGGGCGACGCAGCACAUGACGUGCUCCAAGAAGUUUAUGAAGAACUACAAAGGGGUUUGA
Molecule: messenger RNA, 873 nt
Organism: Peronospora matthiolae
Lineage: Eukaryota; Oomycota; Peronosporomycetes; Peronosporales; Peronosporaceae
Source: the annotation of a GenBank genome assembly